This is a messenger RNA of Temnothorax curvispinosus, 6716 nucleotides long. It is a transcript of the gene rin, whose product is annotated as ras GTPase-activating protein-binding protein 2. Gene Ontology annotation, cellular component: cytosol; ribonucleoprotein complex. The transcript has 9 exons. The record is from RefSeq and is a predicted model, not a curated record. Gene Ontology annotation, molecular function: mRNA binding. The coding region runs from base 535 to 2358 and encodes 607 amino acids. NCBI's taxonomy places the organism in Eukaryota, Metazoa, Arthropoda, Insecta, Hymenoptera, Formicidae.
CAUCCGCGCUCUCGUUGGCGUGCUCUCCCUCGGCGACUCGCGGACCUCUCGUCGUCCUGCUCCGCGCGCUCCGGGGAUGGGGGAUGCCCGGAGGAGACGUCGUCCUGCUCCGCUCGGGGUUGAGACACGUGCUUGCGAGAUAUACGCCAAGCCGAGCAUCCAGCGCGGUGUCGGGAUCGUAGAGGAAGAGAGAGAGAGAGGGAGACAAAGAAAAGAGAGCCCGAGGGUGGGGGGAGAGGAGAGGAAGAGAGAGAACGCGCGAGGACGAGAGGUGGUGGCAUGCGAAAAUUUUGCCAUGCGCUCCGCCGAGCUACGCGCGUCGCCUAUCCCUUUGUGUUUGCCGCAUGCUCGUAUCGCUCCGAUUAUUUGCGCGCUGCGUAACGAGACGGGAUUUCGGGAGGCUCGGGGGAUUUAAUCUCCCCGCGGGUGAGGUUGCCAGAUAUCUGCCUUAAUAAUUUUAAGAUUUUACAUUUGAACGUUUAGUUUGCUGUUUUCCAGCGAAAAACAACUUUAGGAGUUAAAAAAAAUAAGAAAAUGGUCAUGGAGGCAUCUCCCUCUCCACAGAGUGUCGGUCGCGAGUUCGUCCGACAAUAUUAUACAUUGCUGAAUCAGGCGCCUGCCCAUCUCCACAGGUUCUACAAUCAACAUUCUUCCUUCGUGCACGGCGGAUUGGAUUCUAAUCGAGAGUGUACCCCAGCGAUCGGUCAAAAACAAAUACACCAGAAGAUUCAACAACUGAAUUUUCGCGAUUGUCAUGCUAAAAUAAGCCAGGUCGAUUCUCAGCUCACUCUUGAAAAUGGAGUUGUUGUCCAGGUAUCUGGUGAACUGUCUAACGCUGGGCAACCGAUGCGUCGAUUUACCCAGACUUUCGUGUUGGCCGUGCAAGCACCUAAAACGUAUUACGUGCACAAUGAUAUCUUCCGUUAUCAAGACUUGAUAUUCCCGGAUGAGGAUGAGGCUGACGUGAGUGCCGGGGAUAGUGGUGAGAGCAAUGAGAGAGAAGUUGAGGAAAUUGGUCGAUCUGAGCCUGAGGAAGAUGAACAUCAGACUCAAGUGCAGCAAUUAUCGGCUCCUACUCAAGCUGCCGAGCAACAAGCUCAACCACCUCUCAUUCCGACCCAGCAACCUCCGCUGCAGCAACAGCAGCCGAUGUAUUACGCUGCGCCACCUCAACCUCAUGUUCAUCCAGUUAUACAGCAAGUGCUGAAUGGAACGGUGCAUGAGGAGGUGAUCAAUCAACAAGCACCGCAGCAGCAACAACAACCGCCGCCACCGCCUCCAGCGCAGCAACAUCCGUACAUAGCCGAGCCAACUGCUCAAUCGCAAUUCGUGCAGGAGGCAGAGCUAAGCAAUGGGGAACAACCGCAACAGCAGAGCGAGAACGAGCCGCAGGUGCAGACGGAGGAGAGGAACGAGCCUGAGACAGAAACAUUUACUGCAUCCGCACAAGAGACCGAACCCGAACAUCAGGUAUCUAGCACCACUGUCAACAGCAGCGGGCCCAAGACGUAUGCUAACUUGGUAAAGGCGUCUUUCCCAAGCGCCAAUACUGGUGCUACUAGCCCGCAAGCUCCCAAGUUAUCUAUGUCUCCGCCACCCAUGACGAAUAUACGUUUGGACGACAGAUCACCAUUGCAUCCUGCAAAUAACGGACCGACGUCUAUGUCUGUGUCCAAUAAUGUAUCUACAGUUCAGCAACAGGCACAUCGAGUGGGCGGAAAUCAACCGCCGCAACAGCAACAACAUCCUCAACAGCAACGCGUUCCAAGAGGGGGAUUAGUUCAAAGAGAUGGAGAACGACGUGGCACAAGACCAGGACAAUACAGCGACGCUCAUCAACUUUUCCUGGGCAACUUACCACACAACGCUUCUGAGAACGAUUUGCGCCAGGUAUUCGAGCGUUACGGUAGAGUCGCUGAAUUACGUGUACACAGUAAAUCCAACGACAGAUGCAAAGGUCCGCAAGGCGGAAAUAAUACCGCUCGAGUACCUAAUUAUGGAUUUAUCACGUUCGAGGAUCAACAGGUUGUGACUAAGGUGUUAAAUUCCCUGCCUAUCUAUUAUCCUGACGAGAGUGGACAAAAAUUGAAUGUGGAGGAAAAGAAGGUGAGGCCUAGGCCCAUGUUGGAUGGUAGCGGCAGAUUGAAUUCCGGCGAUGGCGGUAUGCGCUCCAUGGGCGGUCAACAACAGCAGCAGCAACAACAGCGUGGACCAGGUGGACCCGGAGGCGUAAUGAGAGGCGGACAGCAUGGUGCACGAGGUGGCCGUGGAGGAUUUACACGAGGUGGCGAUGGUGGUAGAGGAGGUAUGCGACAGCCAGGCAAUCCGAGUAAUCCGGGUUACCAAAACCGUCGCUAAUACCGGCCACAACUAUGCAACAGUCGCCCCUUCUAAUUUCGUCUAUACUGAAUAAAGUCACCCGUAUCAUCACGCAUCUGUCAUCUUCAUUUCGAGAAGUGGAAUCCAGGACUAUUUCGUAUGUCGCACGACCUCAUUACCGAUGCCAACUCAUGUGCUUAAACGUCGCUUGCAACAACGUUUAUCAAGCAACAACAACAACAAUCGAUAUUAGCUGACGUAGCUCAAAAAGAAAUCGUACGAAAUAUGAGCUCGAACAUGGAUGGCGUACCAAUCGAAGUCUCGGACAAGGCUCACAUUCCUCGCGCGAGACUUUGACCUCAGUGGUGUGUGUAUCUGAAAUCAUCGGUCAGAAAAACGAUGAUCAUCGGUUCGAAUUCGUCCUUCGUACAUCGACAAUCGGGCAAUCCCGUAGGACUUUGCGUCGCGAAGUAUUCACAAACGCAGUCAUAGACACAUAACGCAUACACAUAAUACGUGCAGCCGUGCGACAAGUUCAAUAAGAGUUCACAGGAGAACGUUGUCGGAGUGUGGCAAAUUUUAGUGACUGAAAGAGGCAACGGGACGUGAUCUGAAAUCGGGAAAUUGUGUCGGAACUCUUUGUGAGGCAGUUACAGAGUUAGUGCGCAGCAUUCGUCACUCCGCGCGUUUCCUCCGGCUCGCCAAAUCGCAGGACGAAAAGGGAGCGGAGCGAAUUCCGAUGCGCACACACACAUAUACAAACACACACCACGUAACCAAGCGAGAGGCGACCAAGUGAGAUCGAAGCGAAAGAAGGACCACGGAGUGGCGCUGUGACAUGCAUCUCGUACGCUUUCGAGUCGACUCAUCAGCCGCUGACGAAACUGUUCUGUUGCCCCAGGUGAAGAAUCGGCGUAGAUAGCAAUCGUACGGAACGAAUCCCGAAACGACUAGAGGAUCCCAAGACUGUGUCCCGGUUGCACGCAGCAAAAGAAGAAAAAAAAUAAAAAGAAAGGCGGCAAUUUCUUUUCUUCUACGAUCCCCUUUAUUUAUAUUGCCGAUCGCCGAUUGACCGGUAUCGAUCGUAGACAGGACAAUGCUUCUAGACUGCAGCAACUGGUCUCGCUGUUUCUUCUCGCUCCAUCCGUAUAUAAGCAUACAAUCCUGGCCUCGUCUCGUUGCAGUUCGGAACUUUUUGUUCGUCCCUACCUUCUUCCUGGUCUCACCUUUCUUCCCUAUCCCUUUUCUUCUAGGAACAAUUACAUUCUCCUAACAUCUUUCUGCGCUACUCUGUUCUCUCUUGUAAAAUCUUUCUAUUCUACCUCCCUUUCCUCCUCACAUACAUACUUAUUAUUACUUUCGUUUGGAUAAUGUUAGUAAGGAUCGCGCGCGCGCAUGGUCUUACGUUGUGUCGCUCGAUCGUUAAAUUAUCGGUCGCGUUUUCACGAAGGUCAAUAACGUCUUCUGGUAAUUGCGGAACUCCCAUUACGCCGAGCGUUAAAUGUGAACCGCAGUCGGCGCAGAGCGCGGAAAUGCGUCCGACGUAGCGACAACGCAGAACAUUUCCGCGCUGUGUAAACCAUUGCAGGAGCUACAUCUUUUUCGAGACAUGACGCACCAAUUUCUCUUUGGACAAUGUUUUAUCUAUUUGCACUUCUUGACGCAGUAUUCGUAUGCUGUAGACCGCUUAGAGCAUGAGGCGAAACGAGAGUUCUAGUCAGUAACAACGUUCACAAGCAAUGCGCGAGAGGGGGUUCUGCGAUUAUUGAGAGAUUGGGCGAUGCAUCUCUCCUGGCCUAUCAGUCUCAUUCCUUUACGAAACUAUCGAAACUUUUGAAGCGAUCGGUUUGAAAUCCACGCGACACUGUCGCAGAAAGUAACGUCAAAAGCAAAAUUUUAAUGUUCUUUUUUUAUGUCUUGGAGAAAAAAAAAGGACAUUGAGAAUUUGCACUUGGCAAUAAGUAGUGAGAGAAAGAGAGUGAUUGAGUGAGUGAGUGAGUGAGAAAGAGUAUGAGAGAGACGGAGAGAGAGAGAAAGAAAAUUUAUGUUAGUUUGUAUUUCUCGUCGUCGUGAUCAAGAUCAUCGUGGAGAUUGUUAACGUAGAUCACGCACGAGCGCGACUCUACAACUGCAGUAGUCUAUAAUUGAACGAAAAAAAAAACAAAAAAAAAAAAAAGAAAAUUUGUCGUGAUACCCCGCGUCUGGGACACGGCGACCGCGUCCCCUCUCUUCAGGGCUUCGCCUCAUUUAACGUAAUUUUUUUAAGCAUGCACUCUAGUGAUGAAUAUUUUUCAUGUAUAAUAUUAUAUACGCAAUGUUGAUGUCAAAUUUAAUGAGUCGGGACGGUGACGACAUAACGAUGACGAGACGACGAUAACGAUAACAGACUGACUAUGAUAAUGACAAUGGCGGCGAUGACAACGCGGCCGCUUUAACGCAGGCGCGGAUAAAGGGAUAGGUUUCGCGUGGCUGCGAUUUUUGCUUUUUUAAAAAAAAUUAGGGAAGAAAAUGUAAAAGGACAAGUAAAACCGACAAGCAUCAAACAUGCGUUCCCGUCGGACUAUGUAACAUCUCAAAAUCGUAAGCCUAUCUAUAUUUCCGUUAUAGGUAUUAAAGAACGCUACGUAAGAUGUGAACGAAGAUUCGAACCAUCUCGAAUCCUUUUCCUUUAUAAGUUAGUUUAGAAACGCGCGGAAAAUGUAUUUCCGGACUUAUGUCGAAUAGUUAUCACGUAAUUGGCACACUUUAAUAUUGUUAAAAAAAAAAGAGAAAAAAGAAAAUUUGAUCAUUAAAUUUAAACCAGAAAUAUACAGGAUGGAGCACUUAACUUUUAUCACUUCUCUCUUCCUUACGACAAAAUAUUGCGUGUGUCUUAUGUGAUUAUGAAAGAGAGGAUUGCGAAAUGCGAUUGAGAGAUAAGUCACUUUCAUGUCACUUUCAUUCAACUAUAAACAGAUUUUAUUCCAAUGUAAAAAUUUCAAUGUACUUGACCUAUUAACAAUCAACUUGAAAAGUAUCCUUCUUUUUUGUAUUUUUAAACAAUUGUUAAUAGACAUUUAUAUCGUUUACACAACAUCCUCUUAAAACCAUAUAAAACAUACAAAAUACAACACGUUCAACAUCGCGCUUAUUUAUUACAAAUUCGUUUAACACUUCGACUGAAAUUUCACCCCACAAUUUCUUGGAAACCAUGGCAUCCGGGUACAAUUAAGACCCUUGUCUCACGCUUCAGUCACGUUACGAACGACAAAUACGAAUUAAAGUAAGAUAGUCAUUCACAUACAAGUGCCAUAAUUCCCAAGGAAAUAUAAGUAUCGUGUACGUAUACCGUAAUAUGUGACAGUCCAAGUGUUAAAGAAAGAAUUAAACUCGAAUAUAGCAUGGUGAUAUUAGGUACAGCUCGUUACUCAGUUAAGGCAAAAUUUUUGCAGAAGUGACUUGCACUUUGUUUAGCAGAUAUAUUCGUCGAUUUAAUCGAGAUUUAAAUUAAUACCGCAGUGGUAAAAUGUUUCCCUUUUCAUGGUAUGUGCGAGAUAUAAAUGUGACACUAGAAAGAGAGACUUCAAGACAUUGAAGCGCCAGCAGCUUCAACUUUGUAUACAUAUGUAGAGCAUAUUUAAAUGGAUAUUUGUAUGGCUAAGAGAGAAUUGUCAUUCUAGAUCCUCUUGUACAUUAACCGAUAGACCGUUCUCCAUUAUUCUUAUCCCAACUUAAGGCCGAUUAUGCAUCCGAUAAUUCUUUAUCAAUCAUUGUGCAAACAGAGAGAGAGAGAGAGAGAGAGAGAGAGAGAGAGAGUAUUUUAAGCUGAGCGACAUAUGUACGUUUAGUAUUUGAAAUCGCAGAUUAUGACUUCCGAUUUUCGCGUGCCACCUAAAUAUAAAAUAUUCUACACACGCUCACGCGCCGUUUGACUUCACUAUCGUCCUUAUCCAUGUGCAUAUCCGUGUGUUCAAGUACAACGUGUUCAAAGCCGCAGUUACGCGAGAUCAUCGCUUUACAUUAACUUGAAGGAGAGCUCUGCAAAUUUUUAGUAUGAAUGUUUUCAUUUUUAAGUAACUAUUAAUAUUAAUAGUAAUGAAGAUAAAUAUAUAAUAACGAAUGAAGAAAAGAGAGAGGAUAUGAAGGAACACACAAAUAACUAUGUAUGUAAUAACGAUUGAAGAACGGCGGUCGAUAAGUUACGAAUUUUUGUAGCAUACAUUUAUUAUUUCCGGUCUGCCAGGCCAGUUUGUGUGUAUACAACCAAUUGAAAAACGACGUUACUGCGAUAAAAGAGGGAGGAGAGGCUAAUGUUAAAAGGAGAGGAAAAAAGUGAAAAAAAAAAACGAACAUCAAAUGUAUUGUAACUUUUUGCAUUUAGUAUAAUAUAUAUACUUACCUUAUACUACCAACCCCUA